Molecule: messenger RNA, 8315 nt
Organism: Porites evermanni
Lineage: Eukaryota; Metazoa; Cnidaria; Anthozoa; Scleractinia; Poritidae
Source: the annotation of a GenBank genome assembly
AUGUCGAAUCUGCUGUUUCCAAUAUUUCUGUUUCCUCUGAAUCUGGUAGAGCUGCAAGCUGACACUUGGCAUAUUCGUGACCCACUUUAUCAGAACUUGGGCAAGAUAGGCUUUUUUCUUUCAACCAUUUCCGCUGCAAUGUCUAUUCAGAGCUUGAUUCUGAUAACAGUGGAUCGAUUUGGAGCUGUUGUAGUCCCAAUCCGUUCCCCGCUUAUCAGUAAAAAGCAUUAUCCAUUCUUCAUCAUCGCCUCAUGCAUGGAUCGUCGCAGUAGCCGCAUACUCGCAUAUUUGUAUUCUUUCAAACUUAUUGAACACCCUGGACGGAUGGCAGGGUGCACGAGACAAAUAUCACCUACGAACAUUUACCAACACCUAGCAGUUACUACUGCAUUCUUUUACAUUUCCUUAGUUUUGUUGAUCACACUUUACGCUAUCAUCCUGAUCAAGCUUAAGAAACACACCCAUCCGGGUGAACAUUCAGCCAACGCGGAGGAACAGCGGUCAAGAAGAAACUGAGACGUGCUUAAGAUGGCCUUUGCUACCGUUUUUGUGUUUCUUCUUUGCCGAAUCCCUCCGUUUCUAACUGGACAAUAUUACAUUUUGAACCGAACAGUUCCAUUUGGUUCUCUUGCAAUUCUUUACCAUACGAUAACUUUAACUACUUCAUGGUCGCCGCAAACUGCGCCAUCAAAUGGAUUGUGCCUCAUUUUUAGCAGUAAUUAUCGCCAACAUCUAGCUUAAGAGACUUUUUAGUUGCUGUGCUGCAGUGCAAGGGUAACUUUUGAAAACUGGUAGCGAUCGGAAGCGAUUCGUGAAAGAUGAUCAAAAAUUGAGAACAAUACAAGUGGGCUUAGUUUUCGAAGGUCGGAGAGCGCGAACCUGAGGUUAAGAAGAUUUUAAUCCAACUUUUUCUUUUGUUCCAAUUCUGUGUUUUAUGAAGGUGACAAUGGUUAAUUGUCGUUAAUUCGAAUAUUAUACGGCCGUUAUAAUCGACCACUUUGGUCCACAUCUUAUAACGAUGGCAAUUUUGGGGCGCAUGUGAAAAUUCGCGACGUCACUGUAGGUCACUAGAGACAAGCAAUCAUGACCAUAUUUGGCAUCGACCUUCGCAAACUAUCUGGCUUUGAUGUUCCGGAGGCUGGGUGGUAAGGGCCGUGUGGAAGUGGGAGAAAUUGAACAAAAUUCAGAACGCGUUGUGCUGCGGUCGGCUGCCUAGUCGUUUUAUCACUAAGCUGAAGGGCACGCCCAGUUAUAAAUUCGGUUCCGUUCGGUCGUCUAACCGAUAUUCGGGUACUUUCACAUACGAGCACUGUUAAUUGUUCACCCAGUUUAACCCAGAAGGCAUUGCGUGUUUCGACCAUUUCAGCGCAGUAUGAAUGGCUUUUGUUACUUUUAUGGGGAUCGUCCCUUUAUAGAGGAAAAAACUAACUGAAUACACCGUAUUCACAAAUGGCGGACACGCGGGAAAAAACUGGUGCCUAGUCAUGAAAGCGAGGCGUUGGAGGAUAAACAACAAUUGCAAAUGAAGACUUUCAGUGAACUUGCAGAGUGUUUAGCACGGAUUCCAGCUAAAAUAACUUUGUACGGACUUCUUUUUAAAUACAGUUACGUGGAAUGUCUUCUGCUUCUAAUGUUUAGUAGUGAUUUGCUGUUUGCAAUCAAAAGGGACGCGUAUAUCUUCAAGGAAACAGGAUGAUUUUGUAGGUUUCCGAAGCAUCAGAAGUUCGACAAGUGGGCGAUGGCUGGAUAAAAGCGGCAAACAUGUUGGCCCAAACUUCACACUGAAACCGAAUACGAAAGCCAGAUCACUACAAUUCUGUAAAACAGAAAUAAAAACAGAUAUUGGUGGCGAGAAAAAGAGAAAUAAGGGACGGAUAUAUGGCCUACUUGUCAACGGAAGAGACCUCCGCUAUUACACAAAACAGGUCAAGUCGAGAGCGGGUGAAAGAUUUAUUCACGAGGCUCAUUCAUUCAUGUCAGUGUCAUUUUAUACAUAUCUAUGUAUCUAUGUAUGUCUGUAUUUACAACUUCCUUUGGAUCAUAUUAAUUCCGUCGCUUUGGAGUGAAUUGUUAGAGGUACGUUUUCAGAGCUUAGCAAAAAUCGCAUGAUUUCUUUGUCAUUGCGAACUACUUAAAACUAAUUUUAUCAAAACUAGAAGCUGUAGUGUGUGAAUCUUAUGGCUUGCUAUAUGCCUGGUCUCCUUUAGGGCGUUAUCUCAGAGAGCUCUUGGUAAAAAAGUGGUAUAAACCUUACAUUUUACUAGGUUAAACUUUUAAGGCAAUGUUUGUGUCAGGACUGAACACGGCAAGCUUCUGUUUCGAAUAAUUAAAUUCGAGUCUGGAUCCGUCAGACCAUCAUUUUAUUUAUUUAUGUAUUCUUCAAUUCUAAAAUAUUAUGGAACAUAAAGUUAAAACUCUUAACAGCCAAAGAUAAGAAAUACGAAAUUAUUCGCUGAAAUGAUAUGUGGCCGGCUUACCGAGUCUACCGAGUAAGUAGUUGAAAUUUUGAGCGUACUCCACUCGAUCGCUCCUGCAUUUAUACUAAAAAAAUAGUUCUAAUUGAUGUCCUUCAUCGAUAAAGACCAGAGAAUAACGUCCUGGCAAACAAAAACCAAAAAUAACUUCAUCGAAACCUCAGUUACCUCUUCUUUCCUGUCUUCCUUUUUUCCAUCUCGACUUGAACUGUUUUGUUCAACGGCAGACGUCUCUUGGGUUAACAAGUAGGCCAUAUAUCUGUCGCUUAUUUCUUUUUUUCCUGCCACCAAGAUUUUUUUAUAUUUCUGUUUCACCGAAUUGCAGCGAGCUGGCUUUCGUACUUGGUUUCAAUGUGAAGUUUGGGCAAAAAUGUUUGCCGCUUUUCUCCAGCCAUUGUCCACUUGUCGAACUUCUGAUGCUUCGGAAACCUAUAAAAUCAUCCUGUUUCCUUGAAGAUAUACGCGUCCCUUUUGAUUGCAAACAGCAAAUCACUACUAAACAUUAGAAGCAGAAGACAUCCCACGUAACUGUAUUUAAAAAGAAGUCCGUACAAAGUUAUUUUAGCUGGAAUACGUGCUAAACACUCUGCAAGUUCUCAGACUCGAUGGCCACACUUGUCAAUUACACGUGUCAAGUGUAGAAGAGGUUAAAUAAAAAUGCAUAUUAAGCUAUAUUGACUUCUGCUUGCGUCAUUGCAUUUGAGAAGAGAGAAAAAUCGAUAAAUCCCUUUUAUUAAACGUUUGCUAAAUAAAUUAAUUUUUCUGAGCCUUUAAUUAAAAUGAAAAUUUAAGCCUCCAUAACAGACAUUUAAACACAGUAGGUUCAUUUUUAAAAAUGUUGACUAGAUGCAAAUUUCCUUUCUACGAUUUAAAUUGCACAACAAUGAUACUGAAAGUAUAUUAAAUAGCCACUAGGAAACAAGCCCUAUGACAGGUAGUUCGUUUGAUGUCACAACACUUUCUAAAUUUAGAAUUUUAACCAGUUUUGCAAUGUAAGAAACAUAUACAAGGGCUGAAGGUUGCAAUGCCCGAUUUCUUCAGUUUUGCACUCUACUGAGGAGAAGGGAAUUUAGGCUCCAGAAACCGAGAAACGGAGUUAUCUGGAAUGAAAAUAAAAAACAAAUGUUAUACUAAUUGGCUAAUGAAUAAUAUUAUUAAUCUCAGUUACAUAUUUAUGAAUUGGUCCUAUAUUGAAUAGAUCGAAGCUAUAAACAAUCUUUUAACUGGACAAUAUUACAUUUUGAACCGAACAGUUCCAUUUGGUUCUCUUGCAAUUCUUUACCAUACGAUAACUUUAACUACUUCAUGGUCGCCGCAAACUGCGCCAUCAAAUGGAUUGUGCCUCAUUUUUAGCAGUAAUUAUCGCCAACAUCUAGCUUAAGAGACUUUUUAGUUGCUGUGCUGCAGUGCAAGGGUAACUUUUGAAAACUGGUAGCGAUCGGAAGCGAUUCGUGAAAGAUGAUCAAAAAUUGAGAACAAUACAAGUGGGCUUAGUUUUCGAAGGUCGGAGAGCGCGAACCUGAGGUUAAGAAGAUUUUAAUCCAACUUUUUCUUUUGUUCCAAUUCUGUGUUUUAUGAAGGUGACAAUGGUUAAUUGUCGUUAAUUCGAAUAUUAUACGGCCGUUAUAAUCGACCACUUUGGUCCACAUCUUAUAACGAUGGCAAUUUUGGGGCGCAUGUGAAAAUUCGCGACGUCACUGUAGGUCACUAGAGACAAGCAAUCAUGACCAUAUUUGGCAUCGACCUUCGCAAACUAUCUGGCUUUGAUGUUCCGGAGGCUGGGUGGUAAGGGCCGUGUGGAAGUGGGAGAAAUUGAACAAAAUUCAGAACGCGUUGUGCUGCGGUCGGCUGCCUAGUCGUUUUAUCACUAAGCUGAAGGGCACGCCCAGUUAUAAAUUCGGUUCCGUUCGGUCGUCUAACCGAUAUUCGGGUACUUUCACAUACGAGCACUGUUAAUUGUUCACCCAGUUUAACCCAGAAGGCAUUGCGUGUUUCGACCAUUUCAGCGCAGUAUGAAUGGCUUUUGUUACUUUUAUGGGGAUCGUCCCUUUAUAGAGGAAAAAACUAACUGAAUACACCGUAUUCACAAAUGGCGGACACGCGGGAAAAAACUGGUGCCUAGUCAUGAAAGCGAGGCGUUGGAGGAUAAACAACAAUUGCAAAUGAAGACUUUCAGUGAACUUGCAGAGUGUUUAGCACGGAUUCCAGCUAAAAUAACUUUGUACGGACUUCUUUUUAAAUACAGUUACGUGGAAUGUCUUCUGCUUCUAAUGUUUAGUAGUGAUUUGCUGUUUGCAAUCAAAAGGGACGCGUAUAUCUUCAAGGAAACAGGAUGAUUUUGUAGGUUUCCGAAGCAUCAGAAGUUCGACAAGUGGGCGAUGGCUGGAUAAAAGCGGCAAACAUGUUGGCCCAAACUUCACACUGAAACCGAAUACGAAAGCCAGAUCACUACAAUUCUGUAAAACAGAAAUAAAAACAGAUAUUGGUGGCGAGAAAAAGAGAAAUAAGGGACGGAUAUAUGGCCUACUUGUCAACGGAAGAGACCUCCGCUAUUACACAAAACAGGUCAAGUCGAGAGCGGGUGAAAGAUUUAUUCACGAGGCUCAUUCAUUCAUGUCAGUGUCAUUUUAUACAUAUCUAUGUAUCUAUGUAUGUCUGUAUUUACAACUUCCUUUGGAUCAUAUUAAUUCCGUCGCUUUGGAGUGAAUUGUUAGAGGUACGUUUUCAGAGCUUAGCAAAAAUCGCAUGAUUUCUUUGUCAUUGCGAACUACUUAAAACUAAUUUUAUCAAAACUAGAAGCUGUAGUGUGUGAAUCUUAUGGCUUGCUAUAUGCCUGGUCUCCUUUAGGGCGUUAUCUCAGAGAGCUCUUGGUAAAAAAGUGGUAUAAACCUUACAUUUUACUAGGUUAAACUUUUAAGGCAAUGUUUGUGUCAGGACUGAACACGGCAAGCUUCUGUUUCGAAUAAUUAAAUUCGAGUCUGGAUCCGUCAGACCAUCAUUUUAUUUAUUUAUGUAUUCUUCAAUUCUAAAAUAUUAUGGAACAUAAAGUUAAAACUCUUAACAGCCAAAGAUAAGAAAUACGAAAUUAUUCGCUGAAAUGAUAUGUGGCCGGCUUACCGAGUCUACCGAGUAAGUAGUUGAAAUUUUGAGCGUACUCCACUCGAUCGCUCCUGCAUUUAUACUAAAAAAAUAGUUCUAAUUGAUGUCCUUCAUCGAUAAAGACCAGAGAAUAACGUCCUGGCAAACAAAAACCAAANGGAAGCGAUUCGUGAAAGAUGAUCAAAAAUUGGGAACAAUACAAGUGGGCUUAGUUUUCGAAGGCUGGAGAGCGCGAACCUAAGGUUAAGAAGAUUUUAAUCGAACUUUUUGUUUUGUUCCAAUUCUGUGUUUUAUAAAGGUGACAAGGGUUAAUUGUCGUUAAUUCGAAUAUCAUACGGCCGUUAUAAUCGACCACUUUGGUCCACAUCUUAUAACGAUGGCAAUUUUGGGGCGCAUGUGAAAAUUCGCGUCGUCACUGUAGGUCACUAGAGACAAGCAAUCAUGACCAUAUUUGGCAUCGACCUUCGCAAACUACCUGGCUUUGAUUUUCCGGAGGCUGGGUGGUAAGGGCCGUCUGGAAGUGGGAGAAAUUGAACAAAAUUCAGAACGCGUUGUGCUGCGGUCGGCCGCCUAGUCGCUUUAUCACUAAGCUGAAGGGCACGCCCAGUUAUAAAUUCGGUUCCGUUCGGUCGUCUAACCAAUAUUCGGGUACUUUCACAUACGGGCACUGUUAAUUGUUCACCCAGUUUAACCCAGAAGGCAUUGCGUGUUUCGACCAUUUCAGCGCAGUAUGAAUGGCUUUCGUUACUUUUAUGGGGACCUUCCCUUUAUAGAGGAAAAAACUAACUGAAUGUAAGAGCAAAAUGACGAGUUUACGCGACAACAUGACGAAUUUACACGCCAAAUGUAGAGAGUAGAACGAGAAAAAACAUUAAUCUUUUUUGGUUAUUUUCUAUAUUAACCUCUCUUGAAUCUACGCUAAAUUGGCCAAAAUCCAAAAAAAUUACUAAGAAAUGUCCCGUCCGCGAUAUUCAUUGUUCGUGGCUAAAAGAUGCAUCCAGAAAUGACCAGGUGUCAGUUAAGUAAAACUUUUACGCGUGUAAUUUACAAAUUUAGCUAUUGUUCUCAGACUCGAUGGCCACACUUGUCAAUUACACGUGUCUAGUGUGGAAGAGGUUAAAUAAAAAUGCCUGUUAAGCUAUAUUGACUUCUGCUUGCGUCAUUGCAUUUGAGAAGUGAGAAAAAUCGAUAAAUCCCUUUUAUUAAACGUUUGCUAAAUAAAUUAAUUUUUCUGAGCCUUUAAUUAAAAUGAAAAUUUGAGCCUCCAUAACAGAAAUUUAAACACAGUAGGUUCAUUUUUAAAACUGUUGACUAGAUGCAAAUUUCCUUUCUGCGAUUUAACUUGCACAACACUGAUAUUGAAAGUAUAUUAAAUAGCCAAUAGGAAACAAGCGCUAUGACAGGUAGUUCGUUUGAUGUCACAACACUUUCUAAAUUUAGAAUUUUAACCAGUUUUGCAAUGUAAGAAACAUAUACAAGAGCUGAAGGUUGCAAUGCCCGAUUUAUUCAGUUUUGCAUUCUACUGAAGAGAAGGGAAUUUAGGCUCCAGAAACCGAGAAACGGAGUUAUUUGGAAUGAAAAUAAAAAACAAAUGUUAUACUAAUUGGCUAAUGAAUAAUAUUAUUAAUCUCAGUUACAUAUUUAUGAAUUGGUCCUAUAUUGAAUAGAUCGAAGCUAUAAACAAUCUUUGAAAGCAUAUACAAGUUUUAUUUGAACCGAGCAGAUGUUUUAAUAACCAGCCCAGUGUUACGAGAAGACGCCUGUACAGCAACCGCGGCAAAUAUGAACAUAACAGCAAAUGAAUCAAGUUCUUCGACCUGCUAUAGUCUCAUAAAUCCGGUAGUACAAAAACUUGUACCAACAGUUGCUUCUGGUUUGAUACUCGUUGUUUCGCGGAUUGGAAAUUCUCUCAUCGUAAUAAUUGUUUUCAAAACACCAACUUUAAAAAAAGCGAUAAAUUUUAUGAUUGUAAACAUGGCCAUAUCGGACCUGCUGUUUCCAAUAUUCCUGUUUCCUCUGAACUUGGUGGAGAUGCAAGCUGACUUUUGGCUUAUUGGUGAUUCCCUUCACCUGACCUUAUGCAAGAUAGGCUUUUUUCUUUUAACCGUUUCUGCGACAGUGUCGAUUCAGAGCCUGAUUCUAAUAACAGUGGAUCGAUUUGGAGCUGUUGUGAUGCCAAUCCGAGGCUCCCCACUCAUCAGUAGAAGGUUGUGUCUUUUCUUCAUCGUCGUCACAUGGAUCGUCGCAAUAGCUGCAAACUCGCCUCACUUGUUUACUUUCAAACUUGUUGAAUAUCCAGGGGAAAUGGUAAUGUGUGCGAUACAAAAAUCAUCGGCGAAUUACUACCUCCUAGCAUAUUUCAUUGCAUUCUUUUAUAUUCCCUUUGUUUUGUUGACCACACUUUACGCUAUCAUCCUGAUCAAGCUUAAGCAACACGCCCAUCCGGGUGAACAAACAGACAACGCUGAGGAAAUGCGGUCAAGACGAAACCGAAACGUGCUUAAGAUGGCCAUUGUUAUCGUGUUUCUGUUUUUUCUUUGCUGGAUCCCCUUCAAAACUAACCAGACAAUAUUCAAUUUUACACCGAACAGUUCUAUUGGGUUUUCUUGCAAUCUUUUGCCAUACGAUUCCUUUACCUCCUUCAUGGCCGCCGCAAACUGCACUGUCAACCCGAUUAUCUGCCUCAUUUUCAGCAGUAAUUAUCGCCAAGGUCUUAAAAGACUUGUUACUUUUUGUGCUUAA